This is a messenger RNA of Coniosporium apollinis CBS 100218, 1425 nucleotides long. RefSeq lists its product as uncharacterized. The transcript has 3 exons. Gene Ontology annotation, cellular component: peroxisome. The record is from RefSeq and is a predicted model, not a curated record. Gene Ontology annotation, molecular function: L-serine:pyruvate transaminase activity; L-alanine:glyoxylate transaminase activity. NCBI's taxonomy places the organism in Eukaryota, Fungi, Ascomycota, Dothideomycetes. Bases 1 to 1425 code for a protein of 474 amino acids.
AUGCCGAUCUCGGCCUUCCGCCCGCUGCUACGUCAAAUCUACCCCUCGAUGUCCUCGGCUUCACGCGCAGCACCACGCUUAGCACUUAUUUCGCGGCACCUUGACCAGAGUCCCUUCCUCGAACUGAAUACUCCUUUCUCCACCGAACGUUCAGCACCGCUGGAAGCAGACGUAGAGUACCAAGCCUCCAAGCCAGCACCAUCACGAAGCACGAGCAAAGGCACCCAAACACAGCCGCCAAAGGAGCAGGAGAAGCUAGCCAAGAUGUCGAACCAGGCACCUCAUCCCGCGCUCCUGAUCCCAGGGCCCAUUGAGUUCGACGAUGCGGUCCUCAGUUCCAUGAGCCACUACAGUGAAUCCCACGUCGGCGCGCCCUUCGUAAAAACCUUCUCCGAGGCGCUCAAAAUGCUGCGCCAGCUCUUCCAAACAACCGACCCCUCCUCCCAGCCCUUUGUGAUCUCGGGCUCCGGCACGCUCGGCUGGGACCAGGUGGCGGCCAACCUGGGUGAGCCCGGGGACGAGGCGCUGGUGCUGCACACGGGCUACUUCGCCGACUCCUUCGCUGACUGCUUCGAGACGUACGGCGUCAAGGCCACGCAGCUGAAAGCGCCAAUCGGCGACCGCCCGCAGCUCGACGAGGUCGAAGCCGCGCUCAAGGAGAAGACGUACAAGAUCAUCACCGUCACGCACGUGGAUACGUCGACGGGGGUGUUGUCUGAGAUCCGGGCGCUGUCGGAGCUCGUGCACAGGGUCUCGCCGGAGACGCUGCUGGUUGUCGACGGCGUGUGCAGCGUCGGGUCCGAGGAGAUUCGGUUCGAUGACUGGGGGCUUGAUGUCGUGCUUACGGCGAGCCAGAAGGGGAUCGGGUGUCCGGCGGGCCUGUCGAUCGUCAUGGCGUCGGGGCGGGCGAUGGAGAGGUUUAAAGCGCGGAAGACGCGGCCGACGAGCUAUUUCGCGAGCUGGAAGAACUGGCUACCCAUAAUGCAAAACUACGAAGCCAACAAACCCUCCUACUUCGCAACCCCGAGCCCACAACUAAUCCACGCCCUGCACACCUCGCUCUCACAGAUCCUCUCGCGCCCGCUGGACCAGCGCUUCGCCGAGCACCGCGCCGCCUCCAAAAAGGUAAAGCAAACCGUCGCCGACCUCGGCCUGAAGCAGCUGGCCACAAAGCCGGAGAAUCAGGCGAACGGCAUGACGGCCAUCUACCUGCCCGAGGGACUUACGCCGCCCGAGAUACUGCCGAAUCUGCUGAAGAGGGGCGUGGUUUUUGCGGGCGGCCUGCACAAGGAGAUUGCGGCGAGGUAUAUCCGGUUUGGGCAUAUGGGUGUCAGUGUUGUGGAUCCGAAGAGGGACGAUAUUGACAGGGCGUGCGCCGCUUUGAAGGAAGGGCUCAGUGACGUGGGGUAUAAGAAGGCGGAAUAG